Molecule: messenger RNA, 525 nt
Organism: Pochonia chlamydosporia 170
Lineage: Eukaryota; Fungi; Ascomycota; Sordariomycetes; Hypocreales; Clavicipitaceae
Exons: 1
Coding region: 1-525 (174 amino acids)
Source: RefSeq, a predicted model, not a curated record
AUGUCCCGGUUGACUACCCACCCGUACUUUCACGUACCUCUGUGGAGGUGCGUAGGCUGGGCCCUGUCAAGGCAAAGCACCACGCUGGAAUAUCUCGGAGAUAACGAUGUCGGCAACGAAACGCCACCCAAGAAGCGUACGAGAGCUAGCGAAGAGUUGGCAUACGGUCGCAACGAAGAUUUCAACGACAUGGAUGACAGCCACUAUUCUACGUCCACCUACAGCCAGGACCCUUCCGCGGUAUACGAUGAAACACUUUUGAGAGACCGUGAUGAACGGGGUCACCCAGAUUGUCGGCCGGAGUCAAAGCUCCAAAGGACCACAGAAUUGCCGGGAGGCGGCCCCUACAACGAGAACAUGAACAUUCGCAAUUCGUCUAUUGAGAACGCCAUUUUGGUCGAACAUCAGGCGUUCACAGCAAGCCGAACCACACCCGGCUCACCAGUUCCGGGCCCGCAAGCCAGGACGCCUGUGGCACGGACGUUGCUGAGUUUGGAGAAUGACCAUUGCACAAUGUCCUGCUGA